Phragmites australis (common reed) is the source of this 2914-nucleotide messenger RNA. RefSeq lists its product as uncharacterized. The coding region runs from base 138 to 1118 and encodes 326 amino acids. NCBI's taxonomy places the organism in Eukaryota, Viridiplantae, Streptophyta, Magnoliopsida, Poales, Poaceae. The transcript has 6 exons. The record is from RefSeq and is a predicted model, not a curated record.
CACACCUCAUUUUCGCUACACGUACGCACCCUACCUUCCAGGCUUCCACCGACUUCAUCUCAUCACCUUCCCAUCCGACCCGACCGGUCCCCCCCCCCACACCCCCGCGCAAUCCCUGCGCCACCGCCUCGCCGGCGAUGGAUUCGCCGCCGCCGGUGAACUGGGACGCGCUCGACGCUCUCGUCCUCGACUUCGCAAGAUCCGACCGCCUCGUCCUCCCUCCCCGCGCCUCCUCCCCGUCGCCACCCUCCUCCCCGUCCUCCUCCACUACCACCACCACCACCAUCACCACCGACACCUCCUCCUCCUCUUCGGCCCCCUCUUCGUCCUCGUCCUCAUCCUACCGCUUGCGCCUCCUCAUCCGCCGCGCCCGCAGCGCGCUCGAGGUGGGCGACGUCGACACCGUGCUCGCGCUCCUCCGCGCCCACGCACCCGUGGCGCUCGGAGACCACCGCCUCCUCUUCCACCUCCACAAGCAGAGGUUUGUGGAGCUGGUGAGGAGGGGUGCGGAGACGGACAAGGAGGCGGCGCUCGACUGCCUUCGCACGGCGCUCGCGCCCUGUGCGCUCGAUGCCUACCCGGAAGCUUAUGAGGAGUUCAAGCAUAUAAUGCUUGUGUUGAUAUACAACAAAGAUGAUCAAUCCUCCCCAGUUGUCAAUGAGUGGUCUGUAAAGAGAAGGUUUGAACUUGCUGGUUUGCUAUCAUCCAUACUAAGAGCUCAUUUACAUGCUUUUGAUCCUGUUCUAUCAAUGACCUUGAGAUACUUAAUAAGCAUUCACAAGGUAUUUUGCUUGCGCCAAGGAAUUUCAUCACCUAUAUCUGAUCUGACCAAGCGACUACUCUUUGAGGAUCGUGAUCCACCUGUGGUUCCUCAGGAAUGCUCUCUAGAAGCACCACCAUUUGAUGAGGUUGAUGUUCAAGCCCUAGCACAUGCUGUGGAGUUGACAAGACAAGGUGCUGUUGACAGCUUGAAGUUUUCAAAAGGAGAUUUGUAUCAAGCAUUUCAGGUUGUAUCACAGUUACAAAAUUUAAAUAUGAAACUAUUCAUCUAUAAAUAUUUUAAUUUUGUUGCCAUAUCUAUUUCAAAUUCUUGGCUGAAGGGAAAAUUUUGUUUUUAAUAGUUACAGUAAAACUUGCAACAUUUAGUUUUCAUGUAAUCUAAGCAACACAUUUAGUUUUCAGGUAACCUAAGCAAUAUUCUUGAUCUUCUUAAUGGGUUGUUACUUUUUAAGCACUGUUAUUAAUGCUAGGAUGUUCAUAUUUAUUUAGUCAACCUACAAAAUUUUGCCAACAGACGUUUCCCUUCGUACAUCGUGAAUCUCUAUUUCUCUGGACCCUUCCAGAAUUAAAGUUUUGGUGCUGAACUUGUCAUCAAUGCCACAGGAGUCAAGUGUGAAGCUGCUGACACACACUAUGACACUAACCGAUAACUAGAUGCCUGAAACUUAAAAAAAGAGGAAAUUUGGAAUGCACCACUCCAAAGUGGCCAUUUGCAAACAAAAAAUGCCAACUGCAGACUCAACAUAUUCGUAAAAGGCAUUACUUUGUUUUUGGCCACUAAGGCAAGUCCUAUUCUAAACUUUGCUACUAAAUUUUACAUGCUCCCAUUUUUGCCACUGGUCAGUAGUGCCAUGUUCGUAUUUGCCAUUUUGGUUCCCUUUGGUCAGGUUAUUAUGGUUUCAUCUGAGUCAUCACCAAACUCUCAGUAGAAAGCCCAAACCGCGCUCAUUGCUUUCACCAGCGCCUAGUACCAUCUUCCCCUCCCUCACCGUCUUUCUCUGCUCUGCCGCCUUCCACCUCUUCACCAGCCAAUGUCUCAGCAGCAACUGCAGUGUCUGACCCAGCAAUGACAGUUUCAAGAGGGCAGAGAGGCAGCGACAAUGGAAAUGCAGAAGUGUAGUCGAGAGACUUAACAGAGGGAGUUGGCAGUGCGGGCGACGUCACUAUUUGUGCACUUGUGUACCUGGUGUUUGAGAACAGCAGAUCCAUAUAGCUAGUCCUUUUGUUCCGAAACCUGCACAAAAUCGAUCCAUCUAUAAGCAAAAGAAUUAGUGUUAAAGGCCAAAUCUCUGACCUUUGUUCUGUAGUCAACAAGACUAGAUCCUUUCAAACACACAAACAACCAUCACAGCUACAUGAAAUGAGUAUCUCAUCUACAGGCAUCCCUGAGAACCUGACCUUGGUGGGUUUUUUCCUGUUUUGGGGUGGGUGGGUUUGUAGCUAGGCUCAGUUUGGUGCUCUUUGCCUGAGAAAGAAGAGAUGAGGUGGGGUCCUUCUUUCCCUAAAUGGGUGAAUGCCUUACGGAAUUUGAUGGCAGAGGCUAAACAAUGGUUGCCCUUGUCGUGUUCCCAUCUCCACCUCCUUACCUCAUGUCCAUGGAAAAUAUAGAAAAGGAAACCUGUUACACCACUGUUCACUCUGCUGCCAUACCUGUUACUCUGCUGCCAUCCUAGGCAUAUUGCCCACUGUUUUCAUUUCCCACGACCUCCUGCCAUCCUGGGCUUUCAAGUUUCAACUGGCCUGCCUAUUCUGUCCAAGUGUUCAAAGCUGGCUGGUGGAAAUGUCAUAAUGUGGAAUCAUCUGUAUGUUUGAUCAUGUAUGAGAUGCUCAAUGGAGUUCCAAGUAUUGUACCUUUCUGAGAAUUGUACCUGUGGAUGCCAUUUUGGCUGUACACUUUAUUGUUAUAUAGCACUAGUUUAGUGACAUUCUAAAAUCUACUUGUGCUUUGCUUCAAGUUGCUUCAAAGGACUUACCCGAAAAUAAUCUUCAAAUCCGCGGCUCAAAUGCAGCAGGUCUUCACCGAGCUCUCUUCCUCUCCUCUCCUCUCCCCUCCUCUCCUCCCUCUUCACAACUUUUUUCUUUUUUCUGAAUAAAAUGGAAUUUUAGGCUAAUUUUAGCCCAUUUUAUAGAAGAG